Messenger RNA from Rhinocladiella mackenziei CBS 650.93, 432 nucleotides. RefSeq lists its product as uncharacterized. The coding region runs from base 1 to 432 and encodes 143 amino acids. The transcript is spliced from 2 exons. The record is from RefSeq and is a predicted model, not a curated record. NCBI's taxonomy places the organism in Eukaryota, Fungi, Ascomycota, Eurotiomycetes, Chaetothyriales, Herpotrichiellaceae.
AUGGAGCGAGCAAAUGCCCAGACCACAUUCGCAUUCGUUCAGGGUUACAGCAUUGCACCAAUCGCAAGUAUUCUUACGGAUGGAGGAACGAGGCCGGUGACGGUGACGAUGACGUUGACGGCCACCACAGCUCUGUUGGGAUCUCUGGUCACCAUCACCACGACAUCAACAGCUGACGCAACAACCAUCUCACUAUGUGAUUCUUCUCAGUCUGGAGGCAAUGAGUUGACAGCGGGACUCGGAGACUGGCCUGGGGUUGGAUUUCGCACAUUCCUCCUUUUUCAAGAGAGAAGACACUACUGGUCUUCAUUGAAAUCUCUGCCACCUUAUGAGGCCUAUGGCACUUCCGCAGAUGGCCCUGUACCUCAGGUGCUAGCUCCCGCGGCAAGCUCCAAACUUCGUCUGUGGUCACGAAUAGGCAAGAGGACGUGA